This is a messenger RNA of Amoebophrya sp. A120, 671 nucleotides long. The record is from the annotation of a GenBank genome assembly. NCBI's taxonomy places the organism in Eukaryota, Dinophyceae, Syndiniales, Amoebophryaceae.
CUUUAUUUCGCUACGAUACCACUUGGUGUCUGCUCCAUUGCUUCGCUCUGCUGUUCGCUUCACUGCUGGACGCGCGAACCGCUCAAGCCUUGGAAUGCCGCGUGAACUUUCAUGGGACCUGCCGGCAGCGGGCGUACUUGCUGGAGAAAUCACUGGAGGAUCUGGAAAACCUGUGGAUCGACAUAUUACAGUGAAAAAUGCCCCCACCCCGGAAUUUGCAGAAGUUUGUCAUACAAAGUUUCCAAAUGAAAGCUUUUUGUCUUGCAUAAAAGGAUUGCGAGCGUUUCUGAUGCAGAAUCUGGGUGCGCAAGGUGCCUUGUGCAUAACAGAUCCGGCUGCUGUUGGGCUACUUCGCAACACAAUAAAUUUGACCUAUUCAGCAUGGAAAAUUUGUGAUGCUGAGAUAUGCAAGACAGGGAAUGUCUCUGUUGGAAAGGUUUGCCAUAGAAAUGCUCCCAAGUUCGGGGGUGGGGGCAUUUUUCAUUGUAAUACGACACGAGAUGCGACCGGUCUUCACGGCCAGUGGACACGACAAACCCGGGGGCGCUCGCCGCUGCUCCCCGGAGCUCGGCCCGCUCGUCUUCGCCGCGUGCGCACGGCAUGAACGCUUUGCAAAUGAGGGAGCGCCCGUUGUUGUCCAGAAACGAGAACUUCGCUUUAGAGCUGUGGCG